AUGAGUGGAGCGAAGAGGUCUCAAGCUGAAGUGAUUCAGGAGUGGGCGGAUUUCGAUGCGAACGGCGCUUCGUUUGAGCGUGGUCGUAUGGAGGCGAAUAUCCAGUCGAUUUGCUUUAACGACCCGGCCGGGGUGCCAGCGUCGCUGAAAGACAAGCACAAGGGCCUCAAAAUUAAAGGAUCUGAUGUGUUGUACUUGACCAACGAAUUCCUCGUGGACCAGGAUGUAGCGGGGGCUGCUCUGGUGGAAGCCCAGGGCGACGUUACCAAAGCAACCCAGCUUCUUCUACGUAAUGCGACUAUGUAA
This is a messenger RNA of Malassezia pachydermatis, 306 nucleotides long. RefSeq lists its product as hypothetical. The record is from RefSeq and is a predicted model, not a curated record. The coding region runs from base 1 to 306 and encodes 101 amino acids. NCBI's taxonomy places the organism in Eukaryota, Fungi, Basidiomycota, Malasseziomycetes, Malasseziales, Malasseziaceae. The transcript is spliced from 2 exons.